CGCGUGAGAUCCAAAAUGCAUGAACACUGCGAGAGGCCUGUGCCGAUACAAAUGGUCAUAUUUUUAUUGAGUUUCAGUUGGUUGUCACCAUCAGAAACUCAAAAAAACUGUCUCCCCCGUAUAGCGAUCGAUGCGCGAACCGGUACAUGGCUCAGCGGUCACCCAUCCGAGUACUGGCCCCACCCGAAGCUGCUUGAACCGGGGGAUCGUCAAAGCCACGCACCAUCCGCGCACCCAUCGCUGUCGAACGUAUUACUGUCCAUCGUCGAUCCCUGGGACGUCAAAGUAGCCAGUGUGAAUCCGUUCGGUUUGGCGAAGAGACGCGGCGUGUUUGUGGAGGAUAUCGAGGCAGCUUCGAGGCCGGAAGUGUCGAGCAGUCAGCACGUUUGGCCGUCGUCAUCGAGUCCGGUGUCGAUCCCGUCCCCAUGGUACAAGCCGACCACUUGUUCGAGUUUUCAUCGCGGCGAUCACGUGAAUUCGAGCGAGUCGAAGAACGCUCGUUUUUCUCCUGAGCCUUGGCAACGACCUUGGACUCCUCCCACGCAGAGCGAGAAUAAGCGCUCAACUGGGCGGACGGAAGCGGAAGUUUUACUGGAACCGCCCGAAACCGGAAAUAAUGGGACUCCAGGGGAGACGAAGAACCGGCAGUACGAUUCGGCCCACGAGGAGCAUCCCGGAGAUAAUGUGACGCGCGAAACCUCGGCAGAGUCUGAUCGUUCUCAGCCGCCGAAUUAUUCUGGUCGUGCGAGUUUUGAGAAUGAGGAAAAGUCUUCGCGUCUGAGAGCGUUCUAUUCCCCGGAAAUUGUUUUCAAUUGUCGAAAUGGUUUUCAACACUUGUCGCCUAAAUCGAAAGAGAUCCUGAGAUCCCACGCGAAAAAAAACGCACAGAGAGUGAAAUUGAUCGACCAUUGCCAGGGACCUGGGCCGGGACAUCCAGCGAACACGCCAACCUCCAAUAGAGACUUUCCGGCCAACGGAAAAAUUUAUAAUUUGCCCCUACCAGGACGCCGGAGCUCUCACGAUCGGGCUCGUGUCAGCAAAAUCGUCAACCAACUCGUCCAUUCGAGAUACGGAACAUCGACAACUUCGGAACUAGACGGUCCGCUCGAAAACGGAACAGCUCAUAGAGAAACUACUAAGAAUGACAACGUUCUUUUGAAUGGUAAAACAAACGGAUUCGGAAAAGCGAGCAAAUCACCCGACGAGGAAACCCGCCAACGAAGAGUCGCUCCACCGAACAAAAUUUCCGGCUCCGCGCCGUUGAAAGCGGACAAAAUGGAUGAUGCGCGCAACGACACACAAACGAGCGUCACGUCCAAGUUCUCGAGAAUCGAAAGUGACAGCAGCACGACCUUCAGCAACAGUGGCUCAACCCCUAACGGAAGUACGAUGGGUUCGGAGACAGAGGAAGAUGCGAACGAGGAGGAGAUGGUCAAAGUUCCCCUUCAAGCACCGCCGAGGAGGAAACCUCGGGUCGUCCCGUCCUCGGGAAGCCAUAAAUUUGGGGCCGACGGAUCCGACAUUCCCGAUGUGCAGAGUCCAAACUCCACAAUAACGAGCGUCAACAGCAUCAGCAGCCUCCUUAAGGAAAAAUUACAACUGUCGAUACCUCAGGCACUCCGGAGCAGUAAAAAACGCCAGGAUGCCGAUUACAAACUCCGUGCCUUUGUGGGAAUUCUAUUUUUGUGCGUCGUUUUCCUCGUUGGAUUUGCCCACGUUUAUUACACUCAACACGUCCUGCAACGAGCGUAUUUCGAAAGAUUCAGAUUCAACAAAAACGAGCGUUUGUUGCACGUGUACAGCAGCAUAGGCGCGGAGAUAAUAGCGGCUCGUUUGGGUCUCGGUAUACCGGAGGAAACGGGCGUAUUUCCGUGUCUGCCGCAUCACCAGAGGCAGGAUAAAGUGUGCUUGGAAUGGUUGGGCCAGACGCGUUUGUAUUUGGCGCACAGUGUACGCAACGAGAUGCACUGUUAUCACGUGACCUGGCAGAGUCUGAGUUCGUUUUUCAACCCGAAGGAUUGUUUCGAUUGGUCACCGAAGCAGGGUCAUUGGUACGGAGCGGGUCAAAUACAGAGCAUGGCUUAUCCGCUGGGUCAAGGCAAGUUGGAGUCGAGUCCUUUCAUAACGGGCGACAUUCGGAAGCAUCCAUUUGGGAACGUCCUCAAGCGAUAUUUCCUUAAUUCGAAAGGAGCGACGAUAGUCGUGGACCCGGAGAGUCCGCUUUACGUAUCGAUAAACGCGAACAGAUCGAAGGAGUUUUGUCUGGAAGCGAAGCACGACGUGUUUGCUUACAUAAACCACUUGACUCCGCUUCCCCAGUUGAAUUACACGAUUUGCGCGACGGAUAACAUGAAGAGCCUGCAUUCAUCGAUGGCGGAAAAGUCCUUGUGGGACGGCUUGAAGCCCGAGGAGCUGCAGGCCGUUCACACGUUGCUGUCGGAGCCGGUUUGGCAAAUAUCGCCUACGGACGAAGCCGCCAUCUACAAUUACACCGAGGACGUCAUAGCUCUGGGUUUUCUCCGUCAAGGUCACGUCCUCUUGAACGAGGAAUGGCAGCCGAAUCCUGGUGACUUUGUUCUCGACGAGAAUCGCUUCCCGUCGAUGGAAGAGACGAUAAACGUGAUCCACCGUCGCGGCUUCAAGAUCGUUUUCACCAUCCAGCCUUUCAUCUCGACCGAGUCGAUAAACUUCAAAGACGCGGUGGCCAAUCGUCUCCUCAUAUCUGAGCGAGGCAGCGACCCCAGGAUUCCGGCGCUCACUCGAUACCGCCAGAGCAACAGCGCCGGGGUCCUCGACAUCACGAACAACAAAACCCUACCCUGGCUCCAGAACAAACUCGAAAAUCUCAUCAAGAGAUACGACGUCGACUCUUUCUAUCUCGACCUCGGAACCGCCCAGGACAUGCCGCACUAUUACAAGUGCGAGAAGCCGUUGAUAAACCCCGAUCACUACAAAACCAUUUUCACCAAUUCGAUACUCGGCGCGGUCUCGGUAAUCGGCGUAUCCAGCGCCAUCUCCAGGCCCAGGGCGCCCGUUUUCGUCUCCCUGCCGCCGUUUCCAUCCUCCUGGAAAGCCAUAAAAACCGUCAUACCAACGAUCCUCAGUUACGGGAUGAUCGGCUACCCCUUCAUAAUGCCGGGCUCCGUGGGCGGCGACGUCGCUCUCCCCAUGUCCGACAACAACCCCGCCAACGACUACGAAGUCAAUCUACCGGACAAGGAGUUGUACGUGCGAUGGCUCCAGCUGUCGACUUUCCUCCCGGUCAUAAGAUUCACCCACUUACCGAGCAAAUAUUCCGACGAGACAGUUUUAGAAAUGGCGAAAAAGCUCACCGAGCUCAGGCAAAAAACCGUCACGCCGUUGCUGAAAAAAUACGCGAACGAAACACUCGACACCGGACUCCCGAUCAUCAGACCACUGUGGAUGCUCGACCCUGCCGACUCCGCCUGCCACGUCGUCGUCGACGAGUUCUCCGUCGGCGAGGAACUCAUCGUCGCCCCGGUUCUCUACUCCGGUAGUCGACAACGCGAGGUUUAUCUUCCCGCUGGUGUGUGGAAGGACGGCAUUGACGGAAGCCUCAGAAAGGGCUCUCGAUGGAUCCACAAUUAUCGAGUCACCGAAGACAAGAUCGCAUACUUCGUCAAAAUGCCCGACAACACGAGAUUCUGAGAGCCUCGCCGUCUUUCAAACUAUAAACAAAUUCGAUCUCAAUAAACUACGAUUUUGAGAUCCGCCUUGCUCUGGAACCCAACGACAAGUUUUUUCUUCUCAGUUUCGUCGCGGUUAAUAUACAUUUUCCAUAUUUAUCCGAUUGUUCAAUUUUGAAUUAAAAGAAGCAAAAAUUUUCAUCAAUUCUUGUAGCCUGGUCGCACGAUUUAAUUAUGGACAAUAUUAGACCGAAAAAACAAGACGAAUUAGGAAAUUAUGUAGCAAAAUGUUAUCUAUUAAAAUAAAGGGUUAUUGACAACGUAA
Messenger RNA from Venturia canescens, 3972 nucleotides. RefSeq lists its product as uncharacterized. Gene Ontology annotation, biological process: carbohydrate metabolic process. The coding region runs from base 16 to 3669 and encodes 1217 amino acids. Gene Ontology annotation, molecular function: hydrolase activity, hydrolyzing O-glycosyl compounds. The transcript has 9 exons. The record is from RefSeq and is a predicted model, not a curated record. NCBI's taxonomy places the organism in Eukaryota, Metazoa, Arthropoda, Insecta, Hymenoptera, Ichneumonidae.